Messenger RNA from Clunio marinus, 228 nucleotides. The record is from the annotation of a GenBank genome assembly. Lineage: Eukaryota; Metazoa; Arthropoda; Insecta; Diptera; Chironomidae.
AUGCCUCAUGCAACCUCAAGUAAAAAAUCCGCUGAAUUAGAGCUCAAAGCUUCUUAUUUUAAUGAAUGGAAAUUUAUGCAUGCGAAAACAUCAAAUAAUUCAUCCAAUCAGAGCGACUUCAAUAAAAGUUCAACUUCAACUCUCUCAUUACUUUGUCGCGAAGCCUUUUAUUUGAACAAGAAAAAAGUUUUUGUCGUUCUUUCGUUAAAACAAAGAUGUAAUGAUUAA